Molecule: messenger RNA, 1959 nt
Organism: Salvia hispanica
Lineage: Eukaryota; Viridiplantae; Streptophyta; Magnoliopsida; Lamiales; Lamiaceae
Product: heat shock cognate 70 kDa protein-like
Molecular function (GO): ATP binding; ATP-dependent protein folding chaperone
Source: RefSeq, a predicted model, not a curated record
UCAAUGGCCGGAAAUGGGGAAGGACGGGCGAUCGGGAUCGAUUUGGGCACGACGUAUUCGUGCGUGGCAGCAUGGCAGCACAACCGCGUUGAGGUCAUAGCCAACGACCAGGGCAACCGCACCACGCCCUCUUAUGUCGCUUUCACCGAUAACGAGCGUCUCAUCGGAGAAGCUGCCAAGAAUCAAGUCGCCAAUUUUCCAACUAACACCGUUUUCGAUGCAAAGAGGAUGAUAGGCAGGAAAUUCAAUGACCCAAUGGUUCAAAGUGACAUGAAACUAUGGCCAUUUAAGGUCAUUCCUCACCCCACCGACAACAACAAGCCUAUGAUAGUGGUGACCUACAAAGGAGAGGAGAAACAGUUUUCAGCUGAGGAGAUCUCUUCAAUGGUGCUCUCCAAGAUGAAGGAUAUCGCCGAGGCCUAUCUUGGAGCGUCUGUGAAGAAUGCCGUCGUCACCGUGCCUGCCUAUUUCAACGACUCUCAGCGUCAGGCCACCAUGGCUGCUGGAACCAUUGCUGGCCUCAAUGUUGUAAGGAUCAUCAAUGAGCCUACUGCUGCAGCCAUCGCAUACGGCCUGGAUAAAGGGGGUGAUGUGCCUAAGAAUGUGCUGAUUUUCGACCUUGGUGGUGGCACAUUCGAUGUGUCUGUGGCCACUAUUGAGACCGAUAUCAUUGAAGUGAAGGCUAUUGCUGGCAACACGCAUCUCGGAGGGCAAGACUUUGACAGUAGGAUGGUGGAUUAUUUCGUAAAAGAGUUUGAAAGGAAGAAUGGUAAGGAUAUUAGUAUGAAUCCAAAAGCCUUGAGGAGAUUGAGGAGCUCUUGUGAAAGAGCCAAGAGGAUGCUUUCUUCCUCUUCCCAAACUAAUAUUGAUAUUGAAUCUUUAUUUGAGGGGAUUGAUAUGUUUUCAACCAUCACUCGUGCUAAAUUUAAUGAGCUCAACAUGGAUCUGUUCAGCAAGUGCAUAAAACUGGUUGAGAAAUGCCUGAGUGAUGCAAAGAUGAAACGGAGGAGUGUGGAUGAGGUGGUGCUGGUGGGCGGGUCGAGCAGGAUUCCGAAGGUGCAGGAGCUGUUGAGGGAGUUUUUCAAUGGGAAGGAGGCAUGCAAGAGCAUUAAUCCAGACGAAGCCGUGGCGUAUGGUGCUGCAGUGUUGGCAGCCAAGUUGAGUGGUGAAGGCAACGGCAAGGUGCAAAAGCUCGUUCUUUUGGAUGUUACUCCGUUGUCUCUUGGUAUUGAAAUUAAUGAUGAUACUAUGUCAGUAUUUGUUCCAAGAAAUACACCAAUCCCAACAAGGAAGGAGAAAAUUCACCACACGAUGCAUGACAAUCAGACCAGUGUGAAGUUUCCAGUCUACGAGGGUGAAAGGAGCAAGUCAAAAAAAAACAAUCUGCUAGGUGAAUUCAUACUCCGAGGCAUACCACCAGCGCCCAGAGGUGUUGCUAAAUUCAAAGUGUGCUUCGACAUAGAUGAGGACGGUAUCUUGAAUGUGUCAGCGGAGCACAUAACGACUGGAAUAAAGAACAGCAUCACCAUCACCAAUGACAAGGGUAGGCUGUCUAAGGAAGAUAUUGAGAGAAUGAUUCGGGAUGCGAAGAAGUACAAGUUGGAGGAUGAGGAGUUUAGGAAGAAGGUUGAGGCUAGGUGUGCUUUGGAGGACUACGCCUACGACACGAGGGACACCAUUAGAAGUGCAGUUAGGCUCAAAGCAAAACACAAGAAGAAGAUGGAGGAUGCUUUUGAGUCUUUCACAAAGUGGUUGGAGUGUAACAAACAUGCAGAGGCUGAUGAUUUUAAAGACAAAAUGAAAGAGCUCCAGACUAUUUUCAAUCCCAUCAUCGCCAAGAUUUUCCAAAGUGGAGGAAAGGAUCCUCUUGGCUCUUUCACAAGCACUCUUCAAUCUCCUGACAGCUCUUGAGUUCCCACUAAUAUCUUUACCUGUCUUGCUUUUAAACUCUUUCACGAA